UUCCUCAUUUUAGUUUUCCUCCUUUCAUUGCUCUCCACUCUAUCAUCUCUCCCCAAAACUUCAAGCACAGAGGAGAGAGAAAGAGGGAGCGCCAAAAAAUGGAGUCUGCAAUUACAAUUUGUAAUCACAAUUCUCUUGCAUUUUCUCUCUCCAGAAACCCUAACUCUUCGACGAAGAAUUCUGCUAAGAUUGCUUCGUUAGCUUCGAAAUUGCCGAAUCAAUUGCUUAAUUGCUCCGCCUUAUCUUCGGCUUCUUUGACGAAGAAGUCGCAGGUUUCUCAUGUUCAGCAACGUUCUUUUGGAGCAUCUGUUCAAUGUUCUGCUGCUGGAACUACUGCUGCUACUCCUUCUGAGAAAAAGGGCCAGCUGAUGAGGAGAAAUGACAUAAGGAACAUAGCUAUUGUUGCUCAUGUAGAUCACGGGAAAACAACUCUCGUUGAUGCUAUGCUGAAGCAAGCAAAGGUGUUCCGUGACAACCAGCAAGUACAAGAGAGGAUUAUGGACUCUAAUGAUCUCGAACGCGAAAGAGGAAUCACCAUUCUUAGCAAGAACACAUCAAUUGCGUAUAAAGAUACAAAAAUUAACAUCAUAGAUACUCCAGGGCAUUCUGACUUCGGAGGUGAAGUGGAACGCAUACUGAAUAUGGUUGAAGGUGUUCUUUUAGUGGUGGAUUCAGUUGAGGGUCCUAUGCCACAAACGAGAUUUGUCCUAAAGAAGGCAUUAGAAUUCGGACAUGCUGUUGUGGUUGUGGUUAAUAAAAUAGAUAGACCAUCUGCUCGUCCUGAUUUCGUCAUCAAUUCUACUUUUGAGCUCUUCAUUGAAUUAAAUGCAACAGAUGAACAGUGUGAUUUUCAAGUAGUAUAUGCAAGUGGUAUCAAAGGAAAGGCCGGACUCUCUCCUGACAAAUUAGCCGAUGAUCUUGGACCCCUUUUUGAGUCUGUAAUCAGAUGCAUUCCUGGGCCACGUAUUGAAAAAGAUGGUGCCUUACAAAUGCUUGUUACAAACAUAGAGUAUGAUGAACAUAAAGGGAGGAUAGCGAUUGGGCGCUUGCAUGCUGGUGCUCUUGAAAAGGGGAAGGAUGUCAAGGUAUGCACAUCAGAUGAUGCAUGCAGAUAUGCGAGGGUUAGUGAGCUUUUUGUAUAUGAGCAGUUCCAUAGAGCUCCUGUGGCGUCUGUAGAAGCAGGAGACAUAUGUGCUGUUUGUGGAAUUGGAGACAUUCAGAUUGGAGAGACAAUUGCUGAUAAAGUUUUUGGGAAACCAUUACCUGCAAUAAAGGUUGAGGAGCCUACUGUCAAGAUGGCGUUCUCAAUUAAUACGUCUCCAUUUGUUGGCCGUGAGGGAAAAUAUGUAACUAGUAGAAACCUCAGGGAUCGGCUAUAUCGCGAGCUUGAGAGAAACUUGGCAAUGAAAGUUGAAGACGGGGAAACUUCUGAUACUUUCAUUGUUAGUGGACGAGGAACGUUGCACAUCACAAUAUUGAUAGAAAAUAUGAGAAGAGAAGGAUACGAGUUCAUGGUUGGUCCUCCCAAAGUCAUUAGCAAAAAGGUGGAUGACAAGCUAUAUGAACCUUUUGAGAUUGCAACAGUAGAGGUGCCAGAAGAGCAUAUGGGUGCCGUUGUUGAACUUCUGGGUAAAAGACGUGGACAGAUGUUUAAUAUGGAGAAUGUCGGGUCUGAAAACACAACAGUUGUCAGAUACAAAAUACCGACCCGUGGUCUUCUGGGAUUGCGAAAUGCAAUUUUAACUGCUUCUAGAGGUACUGCAAUCCUGAACACAAUAUUUGAUGGUUAUGAACCUUGGGCUGGUGAGAUCAGUACUCGUGAUCAGGGUUCACUGGUUGCAUUUGAGGAUGGUACUUCAACAUCUUAUGCCCUUGCUAGUUCACAAGAGAGAGGCAAGAUGUUCAUUGCACCCGGAGCAGACGUUUACAAAGGUCAGAUAGUUGGCAUUCAUCAGAGACCUGGUGACCUAUCACUGAAUGUGUGCAAGAAGAAGGCUGCAACAAACGUUCGCUCAAACAAAGAACAGACAGUGGUUCUAGAUACACCACAAGAUUACAGUCUUGACGACUGUAUUGAGUACAUUCAGGAGGAUGAACUUGUGGAGGUAACCCCGGCAAGUAUCCGAAUGUGUAAGAACCUGAAGAUGGCAAAGAAAGGUAGGUGAAAGGAAGUGUCAUCCGCACCUCAAAGCUGAGGACAUACACCACACCACAUCAAUGUCACAGAUGAAGAUGAGGUUUUGGUUCAAAAAUCUGAUUUUCGAGUUUGAGGUCAACAUUGUAUUUAUAAUUUAUAUGAUGCAAAUAUAUUGUUAAAAUCCGAGGGGGAAUCAGAAACUUAUCAUAUAAGAAGUUAACAAUACGGAUAUACAUAUUGUUUCUUGCCAAUUGACAGGCAAAAUGAAAUUAGCAGCAUCAUAGGUGCGGCCUAUAGAACAAGAACAACCGUGCUCGUGAUUUUUUGGGUGUAGUUUUAUAUGAUUACAAAUUUUUCAUAUUUGUAUUAUUGCGGUUGCAAACAGUGAAUUUUUUGUUGUAAUUAAAUCUUCUAUUAGUCAAUUUCUAUUGGUUUGAUGCACGUCA
Beta vulgaris subsp. vulgaris (sugar beet) is the source of this 2583-nucleotide messenger RNA. Its product is annotated as putative elongation factor TypA-like SVR3, chloroplastic. Gene Ontology annotation, molecular function: GTP binding; GTPase activity. Bases 99 to 2165 code for a protein of 688 amino acids. The transcript has 14 exons. Gene Ontology annotation, cellular component: cytosol; ribonucleoprotein complex. The record is from RefSeq and is a predicted model, not a curated record. NCBI's taxonomy places the organism in Eukaryota, Viridiplantae, Streptophyta, Magnoliopsida, Caryophyllales, Amaranthaceae.